UAUCCACCAGCCCUGAUAUCCAGCAGCUUCCCUUCCUUAAUCUUUCUCUAGAAGCAUUCCAUAACCCAGGCGCAUCAUACUCUGGAUACAUUAUACUUACUCCAAGCCAUUCGGCGGCCGUUCGAAGCUAGAAGAAAACAGUCAGGUGCAGAUCGCUGGGAGGUCAUAUGGGGACUGGAUCAUUGCGACAGUACCACAAAUAUCGGAACGUCAGCGGUCUCGACGAAUAUCACUAAACCCUCCGCCAGACAGUGAGAGAUCCGACGCAUUCGGAUAAGCUAGUCGAUUGGGACCUGAGCACAUAUCACACCACUACCUGACCGGGUAUCUCAAUUUGCAGUGGCACGAAAGUAGCAAAUCUGGGUAGAAGGUCGCAAAGCGCGCGGAGUGAGCGACAGCUUGAUAAACUCUCCAGCGGUAAAUCAUGGCACCUAGUUAUCGCAAUGCCAGUAGGCGUCAAAAUCGUCCCGGAGUCGACCAUGGGGAGUACGAAGGUAUACCAAUCCGUCACUGGCGCCGUGAUUUUGUCACAGUAGCACCUCCGCCAACAACAGACAGUACGACAUCUCAAAGCGACAUUUGGGCUAUUGAGCUUCCCUAUGGAAUGCCAAAAGAUUCGCACCUCUUACCUCAACACAGUCAAGACCUAUUACGUGCCGCGCGAUCGGGGAAGAUCUAUAAACGGCCGGCACCCGCCGAUGAAGAGGAGGCUGACCCUGAAACGGUCAUUGGUGACAAGCCUGAGAAGAAAGACGAGGACCUGAAAGAGAAGGGAUUUACCGCGAAAUCAUGGAAGCAGGUGCCUCGACAUCUAGAGGGAGCGGACGUUGUGUAUUUGGCCAAGAGACGAAAGGGAUUGGUUACUGCUUCUUCCAAGCCACUGCCGGUCCCAACUGUGACCAAAGCGACAGUGAAGCGAAUUGAUGCCGCAGGUAAUGAAUACGUCCAGGAUAUUGUCGUGCCUCAAGGCCAGGUGGUAGAAGGAGAAGUUCUUUCACAAACUCAGAUUCCAGAUCCGAAUGCACCUGUUGGUCUGGCACCGGUCCAAGCCACGCCUCCUAGACCCAGGCCAAAAUCAAAGAAGAAAGCGAAAGGGCCCGGAAGAGGACGAAAGAAGAAGCCAGUGGCCCCCACUAGUGCGCCUCAGGUCCCACUGGCUGUUGGGGCGGCUCCCUUGCCAACAACUGAGGGAACAGUUGGUCCUGAUGGAAUCAAGCUUGAGAAGGAAACAAGCUCGACACCAGUAUCCAAUGAGGAUACCGAGAUGGGAGAGGGUUCGGCAGCUAACUCAGACGAUGAUGAUGGCGAGGACGGUGAAGACGGCGAUGAAGGGGAUGAUGACGAAGGUUCUGUUGAUCCCCAGGAUUCACCAUCGAAACCAUCACAACAGUCCCCCUCAGCCGCUUCGGCGCCAAUACUACCUCCAAUCACACCUCUCGAUCAAGCUGAUGUUUCCAUGGGAGGAACGGAAUUUCCUCACGUGCCACCGAGACUUCUGACCGACCGGUUUGAGGCGAAGUCAGGAAGCCCACUGAAAAACGUUGUCAUGACCACCUCUACACUCACUUCGCCGCUUGAACCACCAUCAGCCUCGUCACCAACAAAAGAUUUACCAGAAGUCCACCCCUUAGCAUCGGAGGAUACUCCCUUGAGCGCUAAAAUGGAGACGCUCGAAGAAGAGAUGCAACAAGAAGUGCAUAGAAUGGCUCCUGAUGACAUUCCACUUCCACCACCAGAACCCACGAAUGUAGAGGUGGCUGCGGCCAUAGCGGAGCGGGUUGAGGAGGAAGAGGAAGAGGAAAUGCUCUUGGAUAUUCUGGACAGGGCAAAAAACGCUGAGAUUGGUGCACCACUCGAUUCUCCUUUAGUGUCCGCUAGCCCGGCACAUCGGAGCCCCCCAGUCGAAACGGAUGCUGCUCCAUCCGAUCCUGCUCCUCAGGUUGAGAGCGAAGUUCACUCAACCCACGCCACACCUCAGGCAGUGGUCAUAUCGGAACCAGCUCAAGAGGGAAAAGCUCCCUCCCCCGAGGUUAAAGAGACCCCAGGAGAGCAAGAAGCUGUCCCAAUUCCACCUCCAGCUCCAAUCUCCGAAUCUGUUCCAGUUGCUGAGUCAGAAGCUCCUCUUCGAGAGCCGUCCACCAUUGACGAGGAUGAUGAUGACAAUUACCCGGAUUUACUUGGUGGCUUAGAGAAGUCUUUGAAAACACCUGAAGCGAGAGUUGAGACACCAGUUGCUGCCCCUGUGUCUGAGAUCUCUCCUGAAAUGGAGAAGGCUGUAGUUGAUGCUAGCGUAGGGGACGGACUCGCUGAGGUGACCGAGGCGACUGAGGAAGAGGUCAAGAAGGAUGAGCAGAAUACUCAUGAUUCGGAAGAAGGAAUGCUGUUGUGAAAGGAAUGUUCGCUUAGGCGUCUAUGGUUGGAUGUUAGGUAAAGGCUGGAUUGGCGCUAGGCAAUUAUUGGGUAUACUUAGCUUGGGAUAUUUGCUUUCAUAGUGUGUACAUUACUUUAAGUUCUUCAAAGAUGCCGUCCUGUAGACUUCGCGUAAAUUGGCACUUUUUAAUCGAAGAGCCUAG
Molecule: messenger RNA, 2573 nt
Organism: Cadophora gregata
Lineage: Eukaryota; Fungi; Ascomycota; Leotiomycetes; Helotiales; Ploettnerulaceae
Exons: 4
Coding region: 425-2389 (654 amino acids)
Source: RefSeq, a predicted model, not a curated record